AUUAGCUUAACGUUGUAUCCAACACCAGCCUCAGAUCAGCUCGAUCAGUCCCCAUUUUUUGCUGUGUCUUGUCUUCAUAGACAAACAAACCAAAUAUUCUUUAUUGAUAAUUUUGAUGGAAAACGAAUUUGGUGUGGAUGGCGAUGAGUUUAAUCUGAAUGAGCUGAUAAGCGAGUUAUUACAGGGAAGAGACGCUGCUAACCGCCUCCAGAUGUGCCUGAAUAAUGCACCAUUAUUGCCGUCAUCGUCGUCGUCUUCCCAAGAUUGGAUCUGUGAAGUUCUGGCAAAUAAAGUCCAGGCUUCGUUGGAUAAUGCGCUUUGCAUGUUAAACCAUGCGGGACGAAAUGAAUCUUCUGAUAGCGACCGUGAAGUUAGAGACGCUACUUCUGGCAGAAGGAGAAAAGCCGCGGUUUGGACAGACCAAGUUCAAGUCAGUCCUGGUGAAGGCCUUGAAGAAGCCCAUGACGAUGGCUAUAAUUGGAGAAAGUACGGCCAGAAAAAAAUUCUCGGAGCCCAAUUUCCCAAAGGCUAUUACAGAUGCAGUCAUCUUCAUUCCCAAAAAUGUUUAGCCAAAAAGGAAAUCCAGAAAUCGGACGAAGACCCCACCGUUUUUAACGUCCGUUAUCGAGGAACUCAUACUUGUAACAACAACCCAAGUCCUCGACCACUUGACAAUGAAGAACCCCCCGCCCCCAGCACGCUACAGAUUCAGCAGGAGCAAAAUCUUUUGAAUUUACAAAGGAAUCUCAAAAUCAAAACUGACAAUAUAGAGCCCAGUAGCCAUAGCCAUGGCAACCCAUUUCCUUCUUCUCAUGAUUUUGCAGCUUCAACCUCAGGGGUCAUUAAGGUUGGUGAGAUCCACUGCGGUUUCCCGCAGCCGCUAACAAACAGUUUCGUAGCAAAUGUUUCGCCUUCUUUCGUGUCACCCGCCACGUCUGGAUCGAGCUGUUUUACAGUGUCACCUACUACACCCCACGUGGAAAACCUUGGAGGCGGAGGGGGACAAUUUGUGCCGACCACGACCACCUCGGACCUUCAAAUGAUAAUGGAGAUUCCUACGUCAACGUCAGGAACAAAUACCCCAAUUGUCGGCAUGGGAUUCCCGUUCGAUGCUACAAUGGCUUUUGACUUCAAUUUCACUUUCGAUAAUAAUAAUGAUAAUGAUCCUGCGGGAUUCUUUGACUAGGAUUCCCUUCAACCCACCACAGGCCAUCCUAUCCGAUCCUUGGCGCCAAAAAGUGCAUCCCAGAGGAUAUAAACGCUAGCUUGGGAGCAUUCUAGUAUAUGCAUGGCUGGUCAAGAAAAUUUUGGCAUUAUAUUAAUUAAGAUUCCCUUAUCUGAGUUUUGGUUGGUUAGCUUGAGAUCGAAUUUCAAUUCCUAGGUCUCUUUCACAUUGGAUUUUUGUCGUACGUGUUUCUUUUUCUUUUUUGUAUUUUAUUUUCUAGUGCUGUUGUAUUAGUUUGUCUAUCAAAUUGUGAUAAUAAAUUACUGCCGUUCAUCAA
Molecule: messenger RNA, 1502 nt
Organism: Ipomoea triloba (trilobed morning glory)
Lineage: Eukaryota; Viridiplantae; Streptophyta; Magnoliopsida; Solanales; Convolvulaceae
Product: probable WRKY transcription factor 41
Exons: 3
Coding region: 116-1186 (356 amino acids)
Biological process (GO): regulation of DNA-templated transcription
Cellular component (GO): nucleus
Molecular function (GO): DNA-binding transcription factor activity; transcription cis-regulatory region binding
Source: RefSeq, a predicted model, not a curated record